AUGCAGAAAAUCACCGAUUUCUACUUCAUUUCCAGUGAUUUCGAUGGUGAAUUUUUCAGUAUCUUCAAAUUCAUACCGGAACAUAUCCAAAAGAAUAUCACAUCGCCAGAAUUACAUAGAAUGUUGUCAAAUAUGCUCGAUAUUUACUCUACUAGUAUUAAAGUUUCAAUUAUUGAUUUCAUUGUACUGGAAAUUCUACCGGGACUUGCAGAAUUCCACCCGCAAUCAAUCGAGUUUUUCCUACGCGUGUAUCCCCUCUUCCCAGAAUCAAAAAUUCUGAGAGAAAUCAUGGUUAAAUUUGCAGUCAUCAUUAGCGCAUCGAUGACUAAAGCGGGACUUGUAAAUCCAUUCGACAUUAAUGUAAAACUCCCUCAAUCGUGUACUUUACCACCACUUUACUCACAAUCUACAAAUCCUCAAAAAUCUACCUUCAAAAAAGAGUUUAACUUCGAGAACUACAAGCCAAACCACAUAGACUCCCAAAUAAUACAAGUAGAUGACCUUUACAAGAGCCAAUUUUCCCCAAUUGCCGAACAAUUGACGAAAAUGUUCAAUAUUUCACCGACAAACGUUUUCGAUGAAGCCGCCAAAGCCUUAUUUACACAAGUUGUUGAACCAUCUCCUUUUGUUUACGAUUUUACUGGAUUUUUGUUAUCAUUGUUCCUGAAAACGAAGAAAUUCCCAAAUAACUUCUUUAACUCAUUCAUAUUUAGCGAUAGAUUGACCCCGUCUAUUAAUAACUUUGAAAUUGUCCAUUCAAUCAGAUAUAUAAUUUUAGAUAAUUAUUUCAAGCAGUUAGGAGCAAGAUGUUCAGAUUUUAUGAAGGUAUUUGAACCAUUCCCAUCAUCCUUCCAAGAUGUAAUCUCUUGUCUCAUCAAAAUCAUCCCAACUUCGCUCACAUUUUUGCAUCCAAUUGCAGAACCGCUUUUAGAGGUUAUUUUCAAGUUCUCUGUAUCUAUGGUCAACAUGGCUGCUUUCGAUGACCUCGCUGCUCAAUGUAAUUUGUUCAGAACAAACGUAUUUUUAAUGUUCCACAUAUUCAUUAGCGAAUACGACUUUUUGACCAUUUUAUCCGAAAAUACCCAUUUAUCUGAGACAAUCUGCCAAUUCCUUAUGGAAGAUAACUGCAGGAAAUUCAUUUUUGACGAAAUUACAAGAAUUUUAUCAUGGAAAUCGAUAAAACUGAAAGAUAACAAACUCCUUGCUGCAUUCGAGACAAGGCUCAAAGUAAUUGUCAUGAUUAUUAAAGAUCAGCACGAAUUGCAACAAAUUUUCAAUUUCAUAUCUUCCAGUGUCAGAACAAUAUUACAGGCACAUCCGCAGUUAACAAGGGAUUUCCAUAAAAUCUUUACCAUCAUGAUUGAGUCAAUCUCUGACCUUUCUACAAAUGAUGAUCAUUGUAUUGAGAAUAUGCUUGAUCUGUUGCUUUCUUUCAACAUUUCAAGUAUCAAAUAUGGUGUUGAUGUAUCGAUUUCGGAUAGAGAAGAGAUGCAUUUCUCGAAUUGGAUUUUAUCUGCUUACCAAAACCAUCCUCCUCCUGAACUCUACUUGCAUUUAAUGAAGUGCUUGGCGCAUGAUACGAAAUUGGACAUUUCGAAGCCAUUUGAGUUCGUAAAUCCAAAAGUUAUUUCUAUAAUGCUGAAUUCCUUUAAAUACACAUCUCUACUUCCAGAAAUCGUCCAAAUAAUUACAAAGAAGUGCGAUGAGAGCGGCUACAACUGCAAUAUUUGCAAUAAAUACGAAAUUGACCUCGCAAUCGUUUCUUUCAUCGAAAAAACAAGAAUUGACCCAACAAUUCCCAUCAAAGAAGAACAACCAGAAGAUGCUACAGUUAAAAACAUCGAUCCGAGGUCAGUUCUCCAGUUAUUUAAGUUAUUUGAAACAAUUUCAAUACGAACAUCCAGUUAUGUAUCAGCUUUAAGGUACAUUUCAUUGUUUAGUCCAAUAGCCAAUGCAUAUCUGCCCUCGUACUACGAAUGCGCCCUUGAAACUCUUGAAAAUAUGAUUUCAUCCGCAAAUCAACAGGCGGAAACCGCUUAUCCGUUCACGAAAUACUCAAAGAUCUCAUUCAUCAACCUCCCGGAGCUUCUCUACAAAUCGGGAUUCAAAGCUGUCCUUUGGUUCCUUCCAAUGAGAGAAAAUUCAGCCCAACCUGUCAAAAUUUUAACGGCUGACAACUCAUCCGGCCAAAUAAUUUCAUUUAAAGUUGAUUCCCAGCACAUCAUCAUCACUUUCCAGAGCGAAGACAAGACAAUUGAGCAAAUCGAGAAAAUUAAUUUCGAAAUCAACAAAUGGAACUUACUUUCCGUCCAAAUACAGUCAACACCACAUAAUUCUCCUAAGAAUUACCAAGUAAAAGUCUCCGUAAACAAUCAAACCGAAAAAACCGUUACUUUUCCAUAUUUUCCAUUAACGAAAGACGGAUUAAUGGCAUGGAUAUUUGCGGAUGACGUUGACUGUCCUGAUUAUUACUUAGGGCCAUUUGGAAUUUGUCUUCCCACCGCUGAUCUUACUAAUUAUUACAAAGACGGACCGAGACAAUUCAAGAAAAACAACGGAAUUUUUAUAAUUUACGCGAAUCCGUUUUUGAUUAAUAAUUAUUUGACUUUGGAUGAUUUUGCACAUGUUAAAUACAAUUCCUUUAUUGUUCACACUAUACAGAAUUUGCCAGAUAUCAUUGCAAGCCAUGGAAAUGUACAAGUAUUAGUUCCUUUACUUGCACAAUGCGACAUGCAAGAUCAGAAAGGAAAAAUCAUCGAAAAAUCAUUUAUGAGAUCGAUGAAAAUUAUUUGUUCUGUAUUGACAUUGCAUCAGAACGCCCAGAUAAAGUUCGAAAAUUGUUUUUCGAUACUGAGUUUCUUUAUUCAACAGUUCCCUCAGCAUCAAUCGAAAGAAUUAUAUGAUUUGUUUGUUGAUUUAUUAGAUUUUCUUCAUGAAAAAUCAUUGAUAGAAAGUUUGAUAAAAAUCAUUUUGACAAAUCAUAAUAUCUGGUUCAAGUCUGACCCGAGAUUGGCUGAAUACGUCACUGAGAAAUGGUCAGACCACAUUGCAACAUACCAUGGCCGCGAAAUAGGAAGAGUUCGAAGAUUUUGGUGGUUUACGGCACUUUUAAUUCGUUAUUGCUACAGAGUUAAAGAGAAAAUCUCGUUGGAAAGAAGCGAAUUCGAUGUGGAAUUAGUAAGAAAGAAUAUCUAUAACACAUUGAUUAAAAUAGCUAAGGAUUCAUGGCUGGAAACAAAGGAUUUCGAAAUAAUCGCUCAUCAAAUUUUGACAGUAAAAGAUGACGAAAUAAGAAAGUCACUUUUACAGUUCACUUAUGACUUAUUAUCAAAAACUAAGAAUGUUUAUAAGGAUAAGGAACAGUUGAUUGAACCUUUGUUGAUAAUAAGAGUUCUUCUCCUCAAAAACAAUAUAGAUAUUUCUAUUUUGGUGUUCAUGAUUUUGUCAGAAAUGUCAAUUUCUUCAAAAGUGACAGUUUUCAAUUAUUAUGAGAUUAUCAUGAGAGAAAUUGAAGAUGAAUUUGUUCCUAACGAAGAACUCUUCCUCAAGCUUGCAGAGUUAUGCCAAACGAAAGUUCCAAGCCUGUUAAACAUCGUCUGUUGGAUGGCAAUGCAAUUUGACAAACCGGAAUUUUACGAAAUUUUAUUGAAUUUCAAACCGUCGAAUCAAUAUUACAUGCAUAAUUUCAAUUGGGCGGUUUGGCCGGUUAUUUUAAUACAUACGAUAAAAGACAAUAAAAAACGGUUGAAGUUCAUGGACUUUCUUAUUAAUUGUACUCCUGAUGGAUGGUCAACAGUUAUGUACACGAUUGUAAGUGUUUCUUUGGCUUUGGAUUAUAAUAUGAGACUUUUGCAGCAAAUAAUGAUAAAAUCGUUAGCGAAUAAUAUCGAUAAAUAUCCUGACCAACAAGAGAAUUUUGAACAAUUUGUUAUAGAAUACUUAUUCUUUUAUAUCCAAGAAUAUAGAAAGAAUCAAUCUGAUGACUUAAAUUACUUAAGUCCUUGCAUACAAAAAUUGUUCUCAAGAUCAGCUUACGUUUCAAGAAAUGAAGUGAAAUUGGAUGGAAAAAGAAAGUCACAAUCUAAAAUCAUCAUCAAAAGAUUGUCACAGAUUUUAGAUUCCCUUCCUAAUUUAACAACACGUGCUGUUAUUAACCAGCCAACUAAAAAUUAUCACUUGAAAACUGUCAGUUACCAAGAAUUGGACAACAAUUUGAAUGACAUCUUAACUAAUUCUAUAAUUAAAACUGAUGUGAACAUGGUAUUCGAUAACGAUGGAAUUUGGACUGAUUACGAAUUGUGCCAGGAAAUAUUCCCUAAAAUAAAGAAAUACGGUGCAAUUUUCAAAAUUUUGUUGUAUAGAUAUCAAAUUCGAGUCGGAAUUGUUAAAAUCGAACAAAAGAAUCAAAUAGAAAGUUUGUAUAGAGUUACAUGGAACGAGGUGAAUACUUUCUUUGAGAACAUGAACUCCAAGAACAAAGAAUACUGUGAAGUCGUGAGAGAAUUCAUACAAACAUUGGGAGAUGACCAAGAAAGAAUCAAAGAACAAGAUCAAGAAAUUUCUCCCGUCAAAUUGUUGUCAAAACAAUUCCCUGUUUUGUUGGACCAGUUGAUUAAAAGGUUUGACGAAGAAGACUCCAACGAUGUCAUGUCUCAAAAGACUCUUUGGGCCAAACUAUGGCAUAAGAUGACAACAGAAAGAGCUCCUUGGUUCAAUUCCAUUCCGAAACAAGAUAGAAUUGCGUAUUUCAAGAGAGACAACAUUCUUUGCCAAGGAAUUCCUGCCAAGUUCAAGAGAAACUAUCAUUACGAUGUACACUCUUUAGCUUCUGCAAUGAGAGACUCAGGAAACAAAACUACAGCAGAAAACGUCGUAAAAGAAGCAGAAAUUGCCAAGAAAUUCGGUUUGAAAGAAAAAGCGGUACUUUUGACGAUACAAACCGAUGAAAAUGAAAAAGAUGAAAGUUCAGAGAGUAAUUCAUUGAAUGUUUAUCCAUAUCAUUACGAUUGUAUUUUAGUUACUUGUGCGCAUACUACUUUGGCAUCGUUUAAUUAUAACAACACUGAAUUCUGUAUACAAAGAACAGGAAAAGGAAUUCACAUUUUGCCAUUUAAAGAAGUAGAAUCAAUAUUCUGGAGAACAGUUUUCCAUAAGAGAACAGCUAUUGAAAUAUUCAUGAAAAACGGUGAAUCGUAUUUUGUCAAUUUCCCUGAGAUUAAUUCCAUAAACAUCCUGAAAGACUUGAAGAACAAAAUACCAACAGCGUUAGUACAAACAACUGACUUCCCUGCUUUCUUCGCUUCCAGUGGAUUGACACAGAAAUGGAUCAACAGAGAAAUCUCCAAUUUCGAGUAUUUGUUGGCUAUAAACAAAUACGCUGGAAGAUCUUUUAAUCAUUUAAGUCAAUACCCGAUAUUACCUUGGAUAUUAACUGAUUACGAAUCAAAUACAAUCGACUUGAAUGAUAAAAAGAUCUAUAGAGACAUGGGAAAACCAAUUGGAGCAAUGAACGAAUCCAGAUUGGAAGAAAACCGCCAAAAAAUGAAAGAAUUGGAAGAAAAUUCACCAGGAGUUGGAGAUUUGUUCUCUAAGCCAUAUUUGUAUUCCAAUGGUCCAAUGGCUCCACAAACAAUAUUUGUUUAUCUGAUAAGAACGGAGCCAUUCUGCAAAUUGCACAUCGAACAUCAAGGAGAAAAAUUUGACAAUCCUGACAGACAAUUCAGAUCUGUCGAAAAAGUUUUCAAACUCGUGAUGAAUGAGAUGAAUUUCUAUUCCGAGCUGAUCCCUGAGUUCUUCUAUCAACCAGAUUUCUUGAGGAACUACAACCAUUUCGAUCUUGGAAAGAGCGAAGGAAAGGACAUUUCGGAAGUAGAUUUGCCAAAUUGGGCGAACAAAUCUCCUUUCCAUUUCAUUUACACGAUGAGAAAAGCUCUUGAAAGUGAGUAUGUUUCUGAAAAAUUGCAUAAAUGGAUCGAUUUAAUGUUCGGCAAGAAACAGAAAUCUCUUGAAUCGAACAAUCUUUUCUUGUGGGCUUUGUACGCCGACGCAUGGGAAGUUUCUAAAAACGAUCCUUCAAUGCAAGUUUACAUCGAACAAGAAACAACUCACUGCGGACAAAUUCCUCAGCAAUUAUUUACUGAUUUCCAUAAACCAAGGAAUAAACCUGCAUCCCACGGAAGAAUGUUUUCUUUCCAGCCAACACCACAACAGACUUCUUCAUACACUGUUCCUUUGUUCCAACAAAAUGAUGAUAGUCAUACAAUUGUUGCUGGCCAAGUAAUUGAAUGCCAAAAUGGUCAGUUCACUUUCGCUAUUAUUUCCAAAGAUGGAACUGUUUAUAUCACUAAUGUCACAACAAGGGAGAUCUACGAAGACAAAUCCAAGAGAUCUCCGUUGAAUGCGAUUUCUAGUGAUAAAAAAUACAGUUUCGACACAACAAAAAUUGCUGCUUGUGGAAAAUCUUUGUUUGUCGUCGGAACAACUAACAGAGAAAUCUUCGAAAUAUGUGCAGAUGCGAAAGUCAACAAAUACGCAGUUUCUCCAUCAGAUAUCCUUUGUAUUGCAUCAUCCAAGAAAUACUUGAUAACAGGAGAUAUCGAAGGAGUUGCAACUGUUUACGACAUUCCUUCUAAAUCUGUUUACUGCUCGAUUGAUAUGUUCAGAGCAGGAAUAACAAGUAUUGCGAUAUCAGAAGAAUACCACAUGUUUGUUUGCGGAAUGUCUGAUGGUUGUAUCAUCAUUUGUUCCUUGAAUACGAAAUCUUUCGUCAGAGUAAUAAACCUCAAAGAUUGCUUCCCAGGAGUUCCUGAUUCUGAAAUCAUUCCAAGAAGAAUUGUUAUUACAGAAGGAUGGGGAUUCAUCACUGUUUUCUUCGGUGGUGAAAAGGAAAGAAAAGUGUGUUUGUUCACAAACAGUGGAAAUGAUGAACCAAUCAACUCUUCCAUCAAAAUGAACAAACACAUGACACCUGAGACAUCUGCAAUUGCCAUCAAAGAUGAAAAGGGAAUUGAUUAUAUAAUACAAUCGUAUGGAAAAUCAAUUUUGUUCUUUGAAGCUGCAGAACUCAAACAAAAUAAUUUGAUUUACGGAGAAGCUCCUGAUAAGAUAAAUAACUUGUAUUAUUCUUACCAGCACAGCUUCAUUGUUGCAAUAACAUCGAGCGGAUUCCACUUUGUUCCUUUUGGAUCAAAGGAUUUGUAA
Molecule: messenger RNA, 7200 nt
Organism: Trichomonas vaginalis G3
Lineage: Eukaryota; Parabasalia; Trichomonadida; Trichomonadidae
Product: beige/BEACH-related family
Exons: 1
Coding region: 1-7200 (2399 amino acids)
Molecular function (GO): protein binding
Source: RefSeq, a predicted model, not a curated record